This is a messenger RNA of Rhizoctonia solani, 3921 nucleotides long. Its product is annotated as Flap endonuclease-1 protein. Gene Ontology annotation, molecular function: DNA endonuclease activity; single-stranded DNA binding. Gene Ontology annotation, biological process: nucleotide-excision repair. Gene Ontology annotation, cellular component: nucleus. Bases 1 to 3921 code for a protein of 1306 amino acids. The record is from RefSeq and is a predicted model, not a curated record. NCBI's taxonomy places the organism in Eukaryota, Fungi, Basidiomycota, Agaricomycetes, Cantharellales, Ceratobasidiaceae. The transcript is spliced from 12 exons.
AUGGGUGUCAAACAGUUAUGGACCCUCUUGUCGCCAGCAGGGCGCCCCGUCCCCUUAGAGACCCUCGAGGGAAAGGUACUGGCUAUCGAUUCGAGCAUUUGGCUUUAUCAAUUUCAGGCCACCAUGCGGGACAAGGAAGGCCGUGCUCUUGUAAAUGCACACAUACUUGGUUUUCUUCGCCGAACGUCCAAAUUGCUGUUCCAUGGCAUUAAACCCGUUUUUGUCUUUGAUGGAGGCGCACCUGUGUUAAAACGGAGCACAAUUGCAGAAAGAAAGAAACGAAAGAGUGGCGCGGCUGCGAAUCAUGCAAAAGUGGCUGAAAGAUUGCUUGCUGCACAACUCCGACGGGAAGCACUUCGUCAUACUGAAGAGAGGGAAAGGAAAGAUGCCGAAAAUGCUCCCGAUAACAAGCAUCGAUCUCUUGUUGACGAUGACACCAAUUACUUGGAGGACCUUUCGGGCCCCACGCUCGUGCUACCUGGGAAGCUCAAUGCUCCAGCUGCAAAACCUGCAUCAAAGUCAUUCAGCCCCUCCAAAACAAAACAAUCGUCCAAACCAGCAGGCAAGACCUUCCGCGAACACGAUCCUUACCAGCUCCCAGAACUCGACGCAUCCAUUGACUCGCGCACCCUUCCCAAUGAUCCGAGACUUGCAACCGAUGAAGAACUCCGGGCUUAUAUAUCCCGCCUCAGACCAGAUGAUCCUGAGUUCCACGAGCUCCCUGCAGAUGCCCAGUAUGAAAUUCUGGGCGAACUCCGGUUGAAAUCUCGGACUACGUCCCACAAGCGUUUGCAGAAGAUGCUCAGGCAAAGCAAGACCCCGAUGGAUUUUAGUAUGGCGCAAAUAAAGAACUUGGGACAGCGCAACCGGCUCACUCAAGAGGUAUUAUCAACGCUGAACCUAGUAGGAACAGGUGCUGGAGGAGUCGUAGUCCCCGUGAAGAUCGCCAGCGAGAAAAAUCGCGAGUACGUGUUGGUGAGGAACGAAGGGGGCGAUAGGGGAUUUACCUUGGGAAUACGGCAAGAAGGCAAUACUGCUGAAAAGCCUAUCGUGGUAGAAGAAGAGGAAGGUGAUGAUUCAUUUGACAGCAAGAUUGGAGAUAUUUGGGAGGACGUGAUAGUCCCGGGGAGGCAAAUUGGAGUUGCGCCCGACCAGGAUUGGCGGGACUUUAAGCGACAGAACGCUUUGGAUGGCCUUUCCAAGCGUGAUACGAGAAAACACCUUGCUCCACUCACCACAAAAACCAAGUUAACGGGGGCACCUCGACUUGACAAGGGCAAAGGAAAAGAGGUUGAUCUAUCGCCCGAAUCAGAAGGCUCUCAUUCGUCUGCAGAAGAAGACAUGGACUUUCAGUUGGCUGUACAAGCCUCUCUUGCUGGGGGCCAAUUUCAAGAGGACGAAGAGGACGAUUUGAGUCGUGCUUUGGCCCUUUCACUUUCUGAACACAACAAAGACUCUUCCGGAGCAACAUCAAUAUCCGCUAAUCAUGAAGGUUCAGGCGCAGAGGUCGUGUCGUCCGUGACAACCAGUAUUGUGCCGGAUUCUGAGCUAUUUGGUGCUCCAACCGGGCUGUUGGGCUUAUCGACAUCGGUUGCUCCACAAGCUUUGGAGCAUGAAGAAGACGAUGAAGAAGAUCUAGACAUGGAGGAGGUUGUUAUCAUGGCCCCUGUUGUAAACGAACAAGGGCAGGUCAAUUCCACAUGGGAAGGCACUGAGAGCUUGGGCGCCAUGGAUGCUUGCCUAUCGACCUCGGAACCUAUCCCGUCCCAGUCAAGCAUACAAGAACCCCAUCGAAAGGUCCCCAGUGAUCCCAAAUUCGAAUCACCCCAACUGGAGCCUACUUCUCAGCGCGCAUACGAAACGAGACGCGAGCUCGAGCAGGCAUUGGUGUCUUCUGGAGACGAAGAUGACCUUGACGAAGUGCCUCUUCCAUCGAGGUUAAUGACAUUACUGGCUCCUUACCAAACACCGAGUGGAUCAGGGACAACGGGAUCACCAACGAAGAGAUUAGAGGAGGGCGCGAAGUCGGGUUUUGGGUCCAAGUUGAGCAAUACCGAAGACGAGAAUCCAACAAAGAAACCUCAAGUUGCUGAAAGUGGCGGUGUUAAACGAGUCACCUGGGACGAUUCCCCAAAGAAUUACUUGAGAUCUGCUGCUACUCAGCAUACUCUGGAGCGCAACAUGGACGAUUCUAGUGAUACUCUGACUACCCAAAAGGCGCUCGAUAUUGUCCCGGAUCUCCCAAAGAGGACACGGGUGAAGCUGUUCUUCAGGAUGUCACGGAGAAACUCCAGGAUAUACCUUCCGAAUCACAAAUCGGGACUGAAACCAUCGCUAAUGGUCCCAGCAUACCGUCUUGGUUCAGCGCUAGCGCUCGAAUCAAACUCUGGUGGUUUGCCACAGAAGAAUGAAUCUAAUGUCGGAAACGAGUCCUGGGAAAACAUUCCAACACAGAUAUCUGAUGAUGAGGAGGAAAUAAUUCCUUGGUCUCGUUCUCCAACUCCGACCGGCGCUCGCUCGCCGGUUGCUGUUCCUGUUCACUCCGGAACCGAUUUUGACUCUGCUCACUCACGCAAUACAAGAUUCCAGGAUGAAGAGGAAGAACACGCCGCAUUCAUGUCUCAGCUUCAAGGGAAGUCCUACGCGACGAUGCGAGAGUCUCUCGACGCUGAGAUUGCCGCCCUGAGGAAAGAACGAGCGGCCGCCCUCCGAGACGCCGAAGACGUUACCACUCAAAUGAGCGCCCAGAUUCAAUACUUCUACCAUGGGUUGGUCGAAGGGGUUAUUACCGACGACUCGGACGUUUUCCUGUUUGGUGCUGGGCGGGUGUAUCGGAAUAUGUUCAACCAAAGCAAGACGGUCGAAUGCUUCCUCGCAGCAGACCUGGACCGAGAGCUAGGCUUGGACCGAGAAACCUUAAUCUCGUUGGCUUAUCUCCUUGGAAGCGAUUACACUGAGGGACUCCCUGGAGUAGGACCUGUGGUGGCGAUGGAGAUUAUGAAAGAGUUCCCUGGAGAAAAUGGACUUCGCGAAUUCUGCAAGUGGUGGAGGAAAGUACAAGUUGGCAAAGAUGUAGAAGCCGACUUGGGUACUACUUUUAGAAAGCGCUUUAAAAAGAAGUUCACUACCCUUCACCUGAAUGAGGAGUGGCCAAACCCUAAAGUGCGCGAAGCUUACCUUGAACCAACAGUUGACGAGUCUGAGGAACGAUUCCAAUGGGGACUUCCAGACCUAGACGUUAUCUUGGCCUACGAAAAGGUUGAUGAGACCAUUAUUCCUAUCAUCAGACGUAUGACUCAACGCUCUAGUUCGACGACCGCCAAUCGGCAAGGCACUCUUACUUCAUUCAUCGAAGGACAUGCCUUCACGUCGAACAACGUCACGCGCGCCCCUCGAAAGACUCAAGCAUAUGCGUCAAAGCGUCUGCAGCAAGUCGUUGCCGAAUACCGCUCUCGUAAAUCUGGCGAGCGUAGCCCGGACGAGAAUGGCCAUACGGAUGCAGAUGCGGGUUUCGGAAAGGACAAAAGAGAGGUGCAAGGCGAAGGAGAGGUAAAGCCACGGGCGAGUAGGAAAAAGAAACCUCAAGGAGUAGGCAAUGCAGAUGCCAAUCGAGAGCCCGAAGGCUCCUCCGCAAGUUUAAAAGUAGCAAAGCGUAAACGUCUAGGGACUGGUGCACCCGUGGUAGCAAAAGAGGAAGAGGCACAGCCAGAGGUCGUGGGAGAGGUCGAGGCAGGAGAUGACGAAGAGGAGCUGGAUUCCAACUUUGGGAGUGACAAUUCAGAUGGCAACGUAGAACCAGAGGCGGCCAGUCCUAAGAAACUCAGACUACGACCCCGGAUGAAGAAACCAAGUCCAGUCCCUCGGUCUCCAGCUCAGAGCGAUAGUGAAGGUGGUAGUAACGAUGAAUACAUGGAAUCCUAA